Molecule: messenger RNA, 642 nt
Organism: Miscanthus lutarioriparius
Lineage: Eukaryota; Viridiplantae; Streptophyta; Magnoliopsida; Poales; Poaceae
Source: the annotation of a GenBank genome assembly
AUGGAUCAGGAGGCGAAGGACUCGAGGCCCUCAAGGUCUCCCAGCGAGCCAAACCCAAACCUCUUCCUGCAAUGGGGCAGCCGGAAGAGGCUGCGAUGCGUCAAGACGCGUGAUGACGGCUCACCAUCGCCGUCGCCAUCUGAAGGUCUGAGACGUGCCAUACCCCGUGCUACUCGACCCCUCCUUGGAGCUGACAUUGCGACAUUUCGUUCACCACGGCGCCCUAGCACUCUUAACCGCAGGAAAUCAGAUUCACUGGUGAAUGAUUACAAGCACUCGAUGGCGCUAUCGCCAGAGAAGGACAGGUAUUACACAACGAGGGGUUCACCAUUUCCCUUCGAUGGAAAUGGGUUCGACUUUGGUAGCAUAACAGAGGAGAAGGGAACCACUGCGUUGCCAAGAUUCUUCAUUGCAUUGUCAAACAAGGAGAAGGAGGAGGACUUCAUGGCAAUGAAGGGCUGCAAGCUGCCACAGCGGCCAAAGAAGAGGCCCAAGUUGAUGCAGAAGUGCUUACUUAUGGUGAGCCCUGGAGCUUGGUUAUCAGAUUUGUCGCAUGAGAGAUAUGAAGUCAGAGAGAAGAAGAGUUCUAAAAAGAGAGCUAGAGGCUUGAAGGCUUUGAACUUGGAGAGUGAUUCAGAAUAG